AUGAGGAAAAGGAGCUUGGCCGGUAAUUGUGGGAUUAUUGUGUUUCUGAUUGCCCUUGUGACUGUGGCAUUGGCAUUCGGUACGCCAAGCUGGCUUGUUAGCGACUAUAGAAUACGAGGAGCUAAAUUGGACAGAUUGGGAUUAUGGAGUCACUGUUUCCGAUCUCUAGCGGAUCCAUUGGAUCAGUAUCAGAGACGGUUCUUCGUUGGAUGUCGCUGGGUGUACGACCCCUUCACUACCGGAUACGAUAAAAUACGCGGCUACUUGUUACCAGGUUUCAUGAUAGCCACGCAGCUGUUCUUCACAUUAUGCCUCAUCGGUGUCAUGGUGUCAACGGUACUUGUCAUCAUAUUCUUCCUCUGCUGCGGCCCGACUCAGAAUAGAUUCGUUAUGAUCAUAAAAUCUAUAGGAUACAUCAUGUUAGCGGCAGGUCUAAGUGGAGGUUUGGCUGUCAUAAUUUUCGCAUGUUUCGGUAACACGGACGGCUGGAUGCCAGACCACGCGAACAAUUACUUUGGUUGGUCAUUCGCCCUGGGCGUGGUUGGCUCCGUAGCGUGUCUCGUCACGGCCGCCCUUUUCCUCACCGAAGCGAACAUUCAGAUGAAGAAACGCAAACGUCUCAAGGAAUCACAGGCUCGAUUCGAACUGGAGACCGAGACUAAAGCUUAA
Danaus chrysippus (African queen) is the source of this 669-nucleotide messenger RNA. The record is from the annotation of a GenBank genome assembly. NCBI's taxonomy places the organism in Eukaryota, Metazoa, Arthropoda, Insecta, Lepidoptera, Nymphalidae.